UUUUUUUUUAAUGGAAGAAGAAGGUUUGUCGAUUAAGUAUAAUGGUAUACCUACCUACCUAAGAAAAAUGUAACAAAUGUUAUGAAGAAAUAGAAAAAAAUGGCCCAAGCUAGCAUCGAAAGGGAGAAAGAGGCCUUGCUGGAUGUAUAUCCAAAGACUCGUCUUAAUUGUGAAUCUCAAGUGAAUCAUGACAAAAACUCUUGUGUAGACACUAAUGGUGAUUUGGAAUAUAGUGACUAUAAAAGCUUGCCGAACAAUAAUGUGUGUUCAACAACUGAAUUGUCCCAGUGCCAUAGCAAAGAGAUGGCAUCUGAUACCCCCUUAUCUGAGCAGCACUCAGAAGCGAGUUCAUCCAAUACGCCAUCUCAGGAAAGUGACACCAGAUCAGUCUACUCUCCAGAUACUGCAAAUCCCCAGUUAAAUGUGGGGGUUUCUUCUUAUAUAGGUUCAGAAGUCCCAUUCAUGUCAGAUGACCAAGAAAGUGAACUAUGUUUUCCUCCAAAUUGUUCAGACGGUCCCCCUUCUUUGGGUGAUAAACAAGUUAGUAAUGGAGUGUUUGCUGUUAAAUCGAAACGUAACAAAGUUACCAGAUCGUCAGGUGAAAGGAAAAAAGUAAAGAUGGGGAGCACAUCGGCGAGGGGCCGACCCCGAAAAACGUUUGUCACCAUGUAUCAUAGUCAGAUAAGCGGCGACAAAGACACCAUCAAAAUCCGUAUCAAGAAAAGCAACGCAAUCACCCACGUUAAAUUACCCAGCAAGAAGAAAAGUGGACGGCGGAAAAAACAUAAGACAACAUCCGACACGGAUGCCUCUGAUCACGAAACAAGUCGCAAAAGAAGUCGAUUAUCUCAAGAGAUCGAAGCGGACUUGGUAACGAGUACCCAAGAACCUCUAGAGCAAAGUACAUGGGGCAAAGACAUGCCCGAAGAAUUGCUGACAAGAAUAUUCAAAGAUGUUUGCCAUUCCGACGGUUGUUUGCCGGCCCUUGUUAGGUUGUGUCAAGUGUGUAGACUCUGGCAGAGGGUUGCCCUAAUUCCUACCUUGUGGCAGACCAUUGAUUUAAACUGGGUGAAGAACAAAUUCCGAACUGACCACAAAUUACACUGGUUGAUACAAAACCGUUUGUCUCAUUGUGAAGACUUGAAUUUGGGUGAAUGGAGAGUUCGGGAUGUACAGAAUGUCAUUUUAAGCCUUAGUAGAAAUUGCCCCCAGCUUGUUAGUUUAAAUUUGAGUGGUUGGAAAGGUCUAAUGGCUGACCAUUUUAAAUUACUUUCAUCAGAAUUUCCCAAAUUGCAACGUCUUGAUUUAUCAUCAAUAAGUGGAUCUUCGUUAAAUUCCCAGCCGUUGGUCCACCUCGCUCAGACCAUGGGCAAUCGUUUGACCCAUCUUGUACUCGCUCAUAACAAACUUAUAGGUUUCACACUAAUAAUGACCGCUUUAUCGGAAUGUUGUUCUAACCUUCAACUGCUCGACAUAUCGAACAUUCGGACAUUUUCACAUAAUACAGCCCUGUUGCGAGUCGAACGGCUCCAGAACGGUUGCCCCAAGCUUCGCGUGUUGCGCAUAACCAAUAGCGAAAUAUGGCUGGCUCCUGCAAGCAUACCAGAACAGAUGUCAUCGCCGGGAUUCCCCAACCUGGAGGAGUUAUCUUUAGCUGGUUUGGAAGCUCAGCAAGCCACAGCCAGGACUAUAGACAAUGAUGGCAUCGAAAGGAUCUUGAAGAACAGUACCAAAUUGCGAUUGCUUGAUGUGCGGGGUUGCAUUCGACUCACUGACUCUGGUCUUGUAAAAGUGCCGGCUUGGGAUCUGGAACAUCUCUUUUUAAGCGCUUGUUACGUUACAAGGACGACCAAUUCUGGUUUAGAAUUAAUUCUUCAAAAGUGGAGCCACAGUUUGUUAGAAGUGGAUCUGGCCUGGUCGACUGCAACGGAAUCACUCGACGCUGCUGUUCUUGCCCUGGCCGAAAAGGGCGACGAUUCGCCCUUAAGGGUCUUAAACUUGUGCGGUUCGUCUGUAAGCCUUGACCCGGUGAAAGCGGUGCUGACAAAGUGCCCCCAACUUCAUUCCAUUAACUUGCAGUCGUGCAGAGCAUUGCCUCGCGGCAUCAAGCGUCUCUACACUGGCAGGGCGGCAGUUGCCGAGUUACGCCGUAGUUUGCAAGACAAACCAAAGACCGAAACGGAUGACGAAGAAAGCAGCGGAGCCGGAAGAGGAAGAGGUGCCACCAACAACGACGAUGAAUCUGCAACAGGAGGAGUAAUAACAGGGGCGACAGGCGAUCAGCUAGUGACCGAACAACAUAUGCCGAUUACAUCCACCCAUAUGCCUUCAUCGCUUUAUCCAACAUCAGCCGAAUGACAACCAAACCGCAAACACGAGGGUGAAGGGAGCAGCAGUGGCAUAUGUAGAGUGAAGGACAGAAGUGUGUGAGUGGUGAAGGGAAAAUAAAGUGGGCAAAAAUAGGGAAGAAAAUUGUAGUGAAAGUACCUGUUCAUGUUGUUCUACUAAUUACAUACAAUGCUUAGGUUGGUAGCCGUAGUUGAAUUGACGCCAACCAAAUGAAGAGUCGGGCACCAUCACCACCACCAUCUUACCGUUGCUUCCCACCCAUCCUCUUCUGGCUGGUUAACUGAAAAACGCCUUCACGACUUGCUCUAGUCGCUGGCGAUGUAGUGUUGUUGUAAAUACAUACUUCUUGUUUGUGACUGAUUGGGAACGAAUCAGAAAUAAGAGACAGGAAAACGGGAAACUGUAUAAAGGCGAGUUUAUUAUUGUUUUUCCCACAUAUUUUUAUCUCUUUCUCUUACUAGUUUCUUCUAUUUAAUGAAAUCUCUUCUUAAUUUUGAAUGCAAAAAGUCACGUUUUUAUCUGGUCCUUUUCUUUACAAAUAAGUAAAUUCUGCUUUUGUUUUUUAACAAGUUAUUUUCAUAUAGAUAUAUUCAAAAUUCAACAUAUUCCA
Messenger RNA from Agrilus planipennis (emerald ash borer), 2959 nucleotides. RefSeq names its product F-box/LRR-repeat protein 6-like. Gene Ontology annotation, cellular component: SCF ubiquitin ligase complex. Gene Ontology annotation, biological process: SCF-dependent proteasomal ubiquitin-dependent protein catabolic process. Gene Ontology annotation, molecular function: protein binding. The record is from RefSeq and is a predicted model, not a curated record. NCBI's taxonomy places the organism in Eukaryota, Metazoa, Arthropoda, Insecta, Coleoptera, Buprestidae. The transcript is spliced from 10 exons. The coding region runs from base 100 to 2358 and encodes 752 amino acids.